AGCAGUUUAGGCAAUGAAUAAUGCACCAAAAUACUGCACCUUUCGAAGGAAAUUGUUCGCUGAACUAUUUGACGUGCAUUCUCUGAUAAACGCCCACUCGUCGGCUUUUGAGAGGCAUCUACGAGCACGCUACGGAGAGGACCGAUAAUGAAACGAAGACAAUUUCUUUUGAGCGAACACAGCUGACCAAAAAUAAACCGGCGGAAGUGUCAAUGGAAGUGAUAGUCAGAUGACAAUGUCUAAGAGAAAGUUACUUAGAGUUAUAGUUUCAUUGUUAAUUAUUGCCAGUGCAAGAUAUUUUCCUCUUGUAAAUUCUAGUGGCGAAGAUAGUAUAGUGGCAGAUUUCUACGAUGAAACAACAAUUAAUCGCAUCGCGUUCGGAAGUUGCAGUUUCCCCAAGAAGCCUCAACCACUUUGGAAACAUAUAUCAAGUCAACAACCAGAUGUAUGGGUUUGGCUUGGAGACGCUGUGUAUGCUGAUACCAAAGUAGCACCACUUCUUUGGACUCCAUCUCCUCUCAGUGAAAUGGUGGAAAAAUUUAAUUACCUAAAGUUCUCGUCAGAAUAUCAGGAAUUCCUCAGAAGUGGUAUUAAGGUUUUGGGUGUGUGGGAUGACCAUGACUAUGGAAUGAACAAUGGAGGAAAGCAUUACAAAGAUCGUCUUCAAGCACAAGGUGUUUAUUUAGAUUUUCUGGAUGAGCCUGCUGAAAGCAUACGACGCAAGCGAGAAGGCACUUAUGUAUCAUACAGCUUUGGUACUGGAGAUAAGAGCAUCAAGCUUAUUCUUCUUGACACUCGUUCGCAUCUUAAAUGGGGCCCAGAGUGUGAUAUUUUAGGAGCAGAGCAGUGGUCAUGGCUGGAGACCCAACUUAGUGAUCCAAACCCAGCUGGACUUACUAUCAUUGGCAGUGGAAUACAGGUUAUUUCUGACGUUCCUUAUACAGACAGAUGGACCGGUUGCCCGUCAAGCUAUGAUCGUUUGAUUUGGCUUGUACAAAGGAAUCCAAGGGUGAUUCUCAUUAGUGGAGAUGUCCACUUUGGAGAAUUCUCUUGUCUCAAUAGCACAAGCACGGGUUAUCCUCUCUAUGAGGUUACUUCCAGCGGACUCACAGCCACCUGUGUAUCUUGGAUGUCGAAAGCCACGUGCCGCUGGCUUUUAGAGAACGUUUUAACAUCCUCUAAACGUACCCAUCCGUUUAUAACUGAACUAAAUUACGGUUUAAUAACCGUCCACUGGAACGAUCAACCAAUCUCUGUUACAGUAGAAGUACGUGGAGAAACUGGAAGCUAUCUCAAGCAAACUGUAUCUUUAGGUCAUUUAGAGAGGGUGAGAGAUGCUAGCCACUGUCCACAGAAAUUAGAAGACCCUCCAGUCGUCAAGAAAAAUUUAUUUUACGCAAUAGCCAUUUGUAUACUCACGAUUAUCUUUGUGGGACUCUCAAGGCUCAUUAUCUUCAUUCUCAAAAUACUUUUAACCAAGAUUGUGCUUCCACUGCUUGGAGUAACCCUUCAGGCUCCCUCUAGCUCUGGUUCCAGCUUGCAACACACCAAGCACAAAAACAACAAAAUCCUCAAAGCGGAAUAACUGACUUGUGUGUAAAUACGACAAGGCAGGAGAGGAAAGAAAUGUGAUAAUGCAAGAGACUGCCCACAAAAUUUGAAAUUUAACUGUUUAUGUCGAUCUAUUUUAAUAAUUUAAUUGUUCCAAUUUGUAAUUAUGUAUUUUUUUUACACAUUUUGAAUCUCAAUUCUUUGUAUUUAAAACGUUUCAAAUUGUGUUUUAUCGACGGGGAAUUAGAGGUCAAUUAUAUUUAUUGAUUGGUUUUCAAGUGGAGAGAGCUACGCUCUUUAAAAUUGAAUUUCUUCUCAGCAUUUAUCAAUUCAAUUCCCAUUUUUCUAAAUUGUUUUGAAGUUUAGAAAUUCUACAUUUAAAUAUUUAUAUCAAUCGAAUAAUCAAAAUUCUUCUUCGUCUUCAUGGCUCGUUGCCUGCACGUGGCACAAAGACAAACAGAGCGCACCCUUUUGAACCGUUUAACUUCUCAGAAAUGAUUGGUAGCCGUCCUUCUUAGGCGUUAAAUAACUGCCUGUAUAUUAGUUCAGGGAAAGUUGUUUUGCAUGAAGAAAACAUCCUCUUGCUAUUAAGUUUAGCUUUCCACAUCACUCAUUUACGCGAGGGGUUUUUCUUGAUGUGCAGGAAACUGGAAAGAAAAGUGAGGUUCUGUGUCGUCGCGAGGUGCCUCUUCUUGGUCGGCGUGCAUGGAGUUGUGGGAUUUCCACGUGCUCCUUAGUUACUGUGCGGUGCCAAGGAACAAACGGGAAGUGGAAGUCAAGUGCAGCUCUACCAGUUGCUCUGUCGGUUUAGCGGGUUAAAACGCUCUGAUUAAUUUGUUUUGGAAGUCAACCAAGUCUACCCAUGCCAACGUAAACUUUCAGAGAGUUUGAUAUUUCCUGAUUCAACAAAUGAUUUUCACACAGAAAUGAUGAACUUUUUAUAAGCAGUACAUGCAAAAUAUUUCAACCAGGUGAAACACUUUACCAUUAUUUCGUAAUUUUUAAGGUGGACUUCUCAACGGCUCUCAGGAUGAGCGAGUGACUGAGAGUAGUCGCGUUUUUUUUUU
Molecule: messenger RNA, 2618 nt
Organism: Pocillopora verrucosa
Lineage: Eukaryota; Metazoa; Cnidaria; Anthozoa; Scleractinia; Pocilloporidae
Source: RefSeq, a predicted model, not a curated record